CGAAGGAAAUACGACUCCUUCUGAUUUCUCUCAACAGACUCUCUCUUUCCUUAUCCUCCUCUCUUUCCUUAACGAGCCAAAAAUAAUGGGAGAGAGAAGAGAGCAGAAACUCGUCAAUGGCAGCACUCUUUUCCUCCACAGGGCCAAUGGAGACAAAGCCUCUCGAUUGCCUGCCCUUUCCCCUCCCUUCUCCUGACCUCUGAUACCUCCUCCCCUGGCCUCUAAAACACCCAACUUUGAUGCCAGACCAAUCCUCCAGAUUUUCAUCUCCCCCCAAGGAUCUCGCCUUUCCUCGUCCUCGAUACCCCGUCACCGAGCUCUUCAUCCUCCCCACGCCGCAAAAUCCGCCCUUGUUUCUUCUACCCAUCGGUCGUCCAGUUUUCGCGUGUCUCUCUCCGGGAGGACGUUGAUCGCGUCACAAAGGCGGGCGCGCCUUUGUUCCCCCUCGUUUUUUUUUUUUCUUAAUCUCUUGAAGUUUGGAUCCGCUGGCUGAGUGCUGGGGGAAUCAGAGGAAGACCAUGAGCUCAGCGUCGGUUCCCGAGGCCUCAUCGACGCCACAGAAGAGAUUCUCUAAUCUACGGGGCGUCCGGUGGCGUGUUGAUCUUGGAAUACUGCCGAGCUCGCCGUCGGCCUCGAUUGAUGAUCUCCGGCGCGUCACCGCAGACACCCGAAGGAGAUAUGCAACUCUGAGGCGGCGCCUUCUCAUGGAUCAUCAUCCUCCAAAAGAUGGGGAUGCAUCUCCUGAUCUUACCGUGGAUAAUCCUCUAUCACAAAAUCCAGAUAGCACUUGGGGUCGGUUCUUCAGUUAUGCUGAAUUGGGAAGAAUGGUCGACCAAGAUCUGUCCAGGUUAUAUCCUGAACAUAGUGGCUACUUUCACACACCUACAUGCCAGGCUAUGCUAAGAAGAAUAUUGUUGUUAUGGUGUCUCCAACAUCCCGAGCAUGGAUAUCGACAAGGAAUGCAUGAACUAUUGGCGCCUCUGGUAUAUGUGCUUCAUGUUGAUUUGGAUCACCUAAUUCAAGUACAAAAACUCCAUGAAGAUUGUUUUAAUGAUGAAUUUGAUGGCAUCAUCUUGCCAGAAAGUGAUAUGAUCUCCAAUUACAGAAGUAGAAGGAUUAGAAACUGGGACUCUGGAAUCGAAAUUGAGAAUAAUCCUUACAAAGUGAGCAAUGGCCUUAGUGUAGGCGAACUUGAUCCUCAUACGAGGGAAAUAUUUUUGCUGAGUGAUUCUUAUGGAGCAGAAGGUGAGUUGGGAGUUAUCUUGUCUGAAAGAUUUAUGGAACAUGAUGCGUAUUGCAUGCUCGAUUAUUUAAUGGAUGGAGCCCAAGGUGUGCUAGCCAUGGCAAGUUUUUUCUCUCCUGUAGUUGGAUCCAGCACAAAUUUACCUCCUGUCAUUGAGGCCUCAUCGGCAUUGUAUCAUUUGCUGUCCAUUGUGGAUCAUUCUCUUCAUGCCCACCUUGUUGAGCUUGGGGUGGAACCUCAAUACUUCGCCCUCCGAUGGUUGCGUGUUCUAUACGGACGGGAGUUUUGCCUUGACGAUCUGCUGGUGAUUUGGGAUGAAUUAUUUUCUUCCAAAAAUAGUAGUUGCAUAGACAGUGAUGCGGAAUACAACUUUAAGGUUUUAUGUUCUCCUCGAGGGUCAUUCGUUGCAGCUUUGGCAGUCUCAAUGCUUCUCUAUCUUAGAUCUUCCCUUUUAGCUACUGAAACUGCAACUACUUGCCUCCAACGGUUACUAAAUUUUCCACUAAAACCUGAUAUGAAGAAACUUAUAGAGAAGGCAAAAUCAUUGCAGAUGCUCGCUCUUGAAUCGAACAUCACAUCCUCUUCAUCUCAAAGAUUAUCAGACAAGAAUAAGCUCAACGUCAGUAGAGGUUACAGUCUUCCAUCUGGUUCAGCUAUGCCCAAGACUUCAGUCAGUGUAAUACCAGAUAGUUAUUGGGAAGAGAAAUGGAGAGUGUUGCAUGAGGAUGAAGAGCUUAGAAAACAGAGCAAUAGUGAAUCAAGUUCAAGUGGAAUUAUGAAGAAGAUUUUGACUAGGAAAUUAAGUUUAUCCAGGACAAAGUCAGAACCCUUGGAAGGGAAAAAUGCUCAGUCUCAGUCUUCUGUUAGACGCAGACUUUUUGAUGAUUCUUCUAAAGAUAUUGUAGCUGAAAUAGACCAUGUUAAAUCUGAAUGCUAUGUGCCUGCUUUUGUUCUAGACAAUUUAAAUUCUGGGAAAAGUUUUACUGAGAAAUCGGUUGAUCAAAGAACCUCAGAUUGCAUGGUUGAAGAAACACUUUUAAGCGGGAAUAGCUCCAUGGUGUUGUCCCCGGCUACUAGUCCUCACGACAUAGGUAAUGACCAUGGAUACGAAUCAGAGAAAAGCAGUGUGACUUCAAAUUCAUUUCUUGGUGACAAUGAUGAGGAAACACUUAGUACGGAGGAUCCUUGUAGUCAAAAUCACCAAGAUGAAGAAACAAUUAAUAUGGAGGAACAUUGCACUCAAAAUCUCGACAAUCAAUUGGCUCAAGAUGUUGAAGCCGUCUCAUCUGUUGUUAUUGACACUGUACCAGAACAGGUAGCAGCUCCAAAGGACCGGAAAUCAUUUCCAGGUAAAUUUCAGUGGAUUUGGAGGUUUGGUAGAGGUUGUGACGAAGGAAAUCAAAAAUCACUAGCUGGAUAUAGCAAAAAGGAUAGCUGUAACAUUUCAACUUGUGAUGCAAUCUACAAUUCCAAUGGAGUUAAUAAAAGGACUGAAGUGGGAGAUAAGAAAGUGAUGGACACCUUAAGAAGUCUUGGGCAGUCUAUGCUUGAGAAUGUUCAGUUCUUGUAGGUGAUUGAGACAGUCUUCCAGCAAGAUAAGGGCAAAUCUGAUAACGUGCCAAACAACAGUCUUGGCGGUAAAGGUCAGGGUGCAGCUAUAACAGCUUUAAAGGAACUUCGGAAGAUCAGUAACUUACUGCAAGAGAUGUAAGAUGAGCUCUAUCUGUUAUACAAAUUGUAAGUACAUUCUUCUAUGGCUUAGUCAUUAAAAGAUAAUGUUUAGGAUUUUCUUCAAAUUUUCUUCCAUUAUUUGCGACCAAACAUUUUCGCAACAAUGUGGAAAAUGAGGAAUGCGGAUCCUGAAGAAGUAGUUGAUAGUCA
Musa acuminata AAA Group (dessert banana) is the source of this 3124-nucleotide messenger RNA. RefSeq lists its product as uncharacterized. The coding region runs from base 519 to 2813 and encodes 764 amino acids. Lineage: Eukaryota; Viridiplantae; Streptophyta; Magnoliopsida; Zingiberales; Musaceae. The record is from RefSeq and is a predicted model, not a curated record. Gene Ontology annotation, molecular function: GTPase activator activity. Gene Ontology annotation, biological process: activation of GTPase activity. The transcript has 5 exons.